GGGGGUCUGUUCUGUCCCAGACAGGCGCUAAUCUCGCCUGCUGGGGCCGCCGUGCCACCGGACACUCCGGACCAUGACCCCGGACAGCAAGCUCAUGGACGAGACGGACAUCGACGUGGAGGCGCAGACGGUCUGCGGUGAAGGCGUGAAGAACACAGAUUUCUCAGUGUGUAGUAAGAGUCGUGCCGACUUCGAUCGAAGCGCGUCUUCGUUCACCCCUGACGACCGGGAGGAGGGAGACUUCGCGCUCCGGCUCCAGGAUGGUCCAGGCGGGAGAGGCGCCCCAGCGAAGCCUCCGUACUCUUACAUCGCUCUCAUCACCAUGGCGAUCCUCCAGAGCCCGAAAAAGAGACUUACUCUCAGUGAGAUUUGUGAUUUUAUCAGCCAGCGCUUCGCGUACUAUCGGGAGAAGUUCCCUGCGUGGCAAAACUCAAUCCGCCACAACCUGUCUUUAAAUGACUGCUUUGUCAAAAUGCCCCGGGAGCCUGGGAAUCCAGGGAAGGGAAAUUACUGGACCCUUGACCCCUUGUCCGCCGAUAUGUUUGAAAACGGGAGUUUUCUUCGGCGGAGGAAACGCUUCAAGAGGCAGCAUUUCUAUCUGGGAGCGCUGGCGGACUCCAGGGCGCAGGAGCGCAGCCUGAUGCCCGUUUUUCCUCUGCUCGGGGCGCACAGGAUGGCUUCUUGUCUCCAGGGUCCUGAUUUAUACCACGACCCGAGCAUAAGAAGUCGUCCAGGCUCCCACACUAGUCCCAGCAUCCCACCCGUGAGCAGCAUCAUACCUGCGCUCUCCUCGCUCCUCUCCAAGAGGUUCCCUUCUUGUUUAACCUUUGAACAUUUCGACCCGGGCCGCUGCGCCGCUGUCCCGUGCUUGGCUCCGAACUCCUCGUUCAUGCCUCCUGUCUCGCUGCACGGAGUGAUGCCCAGCUAUGUUUCUCACUUGUCUAGCUUCCCCGCUGGGAUCAUAAAAGUUCCGUCUCAUUCAGUUUAAUGCAAUGAGGCCCGCCUGUCUUUAACUUAAGGGAAACUGGAUUUUCUUCCUCUCAGCCUGAGAAUAAACCCGUUAUGUAAAAAUACGACCGUUUUUUAAUGAUGGCCUAAAGUCGCAAACAGGCCACCAUAUUUAGCAAUUUGUUUUAUUAACGCAAAUGUUUUUCAAAAACUGACAUUUUACAGUUCUUAAAUAUGUUUGAAAUAAAAUCGAUUGCAUUUACGCAUUUUUUGUAAUUUGAAUGAAAUAUCACAGGAUUUAUCGUUAUCAUAGACGCUAUCAAAUAAUGUAGCCCUAUAGCCCUUUUUUCUAUCACAUUUUGAUUGAUUUUCCAUAUUUUUCAUUUUGUUUUUACGAAAUUUGAGACGAGGCUUAUUUGAAAGAUUUGGGCGAACUGAAGCACACCAGACCAAAAAUAAAUAAUUACAAUAAAAAUAAAAAUGAUUCAUUGCAUAUUCUUACAAAAAAUUAACACAACUAAUUAUAUGACAACAACAAUGAUAAUAAUAAUAACAGAGCAUUUUGGGACAAAGGGAGCACUUUAUUUUGUAAGGUCAGAACUAUGACAAUAAAAAUAGUAUUAUAAUGAAUGUCAAAAAUCACUGACCAACAAUGAUUUAGAACAAAUAAUAAUUCAAGCUCUUAGGUAAAGUGUUCAGCUUAUCCGAAAGGCCUCUGCAUGGAUGUACCUCCACAUACUGGCUUUAAAAAGAAAUGGAAAUUGCUCAAAUGUGACAACAUUGCUGUUUAUUUUGGAUUAUGAGCAUUGUUAUAAGUUUACAGCAGAUGUAAACACAAGAGGUUACGAAACAUCUGGUCAUGUGCACAUUGUGUCUCUCCCUCCCUUGUUUAUUGACUGUCUGUUUAAGUUUGUGUGUGUGUGAUUUCCUCCACAUCAUGUUUGCUUUCGUCAAAACAGGCCUACAUAGAACACACGCUGGUCUGGUCAGCCUCUGCAGCCCAGCGGUGUUCAUCAUGAAUAUCAAUUACAUCUGAUCAUCCGGCCGUCGGGUAUGAGGCUUUUACAUAUUAAAACUGCACCGCUGGCUUUAAUCGGACAUUUGUUUUGUUAUGUGGGAAUGUGAGCUGCAGAAGUUCGCCUGCAUUUUGGAACGAAGGAUUCAGAUUGUUUAAUAAAAGUAGGAACACCGCAACUCUAAGACACACAAUCAUGUGUGAGCAGUAAAAUGUACUGAUUGAAAGUUAAAUUAGGCAAUAUGCAGAGUGGCCUAUUUUCUAAGUGAUGCAUUUACUGUAUGUAUAUUAUCUCCAUUUUAAUGUAGCUUCGAGUGGAGUUAAUCUGUUAGUUCUUCUGUAUAAAUCCACAAAGCUCAUCACAUGUUUUUUAAUGCAAA
Molecule: messenger RNA, 2343 nt
Organism: Chelmon rostratus (copperband butterflyfish)
Lineage: Eukaryota; Metazoa; Chordata; Actinopteri; Chaetodontiformes; Chaetodontidae
Product: forkhead box protein D1-like
Exons: 1
Coding region: 74-988 (304 amino acids)
Biological process (GO): anatomical structure morphogenesis; cell differentiation; regulation of transcription by RNA polymerase II
Molecular function (GO): DNA-binding transcription factor activity, RNA polymerase II-specific; RNA polymerase II cis-regulatory region sequence-specific DNA binding
Source: RefSeq, a predicted model, not a curated record